AUGGCCGACAACCCCCGUGACCCUCCUGAGGAUAAGCAUAAACUGACGUGUAAAGAAGGCCACAGCGGGCCGACAUAUGAGUCCUUGCAGGCUGUGUUUGACCUACAGGCCUUCAGACCAGCAGUGAACCUCAGCAAUCCCACCAUAACCAACAUCUCCUUUACCCUGUAUGCUGUCCUGGGGGUGAAUGAGAAGACCCAGAUACUCACCACUUUCCUGUGGCUGAGACUGUACUGGCAUCAUGAGUUCCUGGUUUGGGACCCUGAUGAGUGCAAUGGUGUCAGUAGGAUUUCUCUCCCUGUGAGGCAGCUCUGGUCUCCAGACAUCAUCGUGUAUGAGUUUGUGGAUGAUGAUGUUUCCCAGGCGUGUCCUUACGUGUAUGUCAACUACACAGGUCGCAUCCGCUGGGACAGGAUGCUGCGGCUCGUGUCAUCCUGCAACCUGGAAAUCUUCAGUUUUCCUUUUGAUGUGCAGAACUGCACAUUUACAUUUGGCUCCUACAUGCACACCAUAAGAGAUGUGAGGGUCAGUCCAGCCGUGACCUUUAAAGAGAUGUCUCUAAACUCAAAGCGCUACCUGGAAGCCAGUGGAGAGUGGGAGGUGGUGGACAUACUGGGAGAGACCUCCAUCCUUCAGUUUGGAAUUGAUGAGUGGGACAUCAUCACCUUCUGGGUGGUCAUAAAGCGGCGUCCAGUGCUCUACGUGGUCAACCUGCUCAUCCCCAGCUCCUUCCUCAUGCUCAUUGACAUCCUGUCAUUCUACCUGCCGCCCCACAGUGUGGACCGUGCCUCCUUCAAGAUGACCCUGAUCCUGGGCUACACAGUGUUUCUGCUCAUCAUGAAUGACCUGCUGCCCAGCACAGCAAACGGCACACCCAUCAUAGGUAUCUAUUUCUCUGUGUGUCUGGCCCUCAUGGUCAUCAGUCUACUAGAGACGGUUGUCAUCACCAAUGUCCUCCAUCACAGCUCCAUGAAAUAUCAAGAGGUUCCAAAAUGGGUGAGGGUGGUUAUCCUCAAAUACAUAGCCAGCCUCAUCUGCUACCGCUGGCCAGAGGUCAUCCAGCAUCCUUCUAUACCAGAGAGAGACAAACCUAAAAGCUCAAAUGGCAGCUCAGGCCCAUGCAUCAUCCAGCCAGUCAGUCAGACACCUGUCCAGUGCCCAGCCAGCAACAAAGGUACAGUUGCUCUGCCUGAACUGCAACAGAUAUGUCAAUACCUGGGUGACCUUCACACCCACCUUAUCUCACUGCAAAAGGAGAAUGAGCUGCAGGACCAGUGGUGCCAUGUAGGAUAUGUGCUCGACUACCUGCUCUUCCGCAUCUAUCUACUGCUCAUCUCCUGCUAUGCAAUGGUCAUUAUUUGCAUGUGGUGCAUCUGGAUCAACCAGUCCUAA
This is a messenger RNA of Monopterus albus (swamp eel), 1392 nucleotides long. RefSeq names its product 5-hydroxytryptamine receptor 3C-like. The record is from RefSeq and is a predicted model, not a curated record. The transcript has 9 exons. The coding region runs from base 1 to 1392 and encodes 463 amino acids. Gene Ontology annotation, cellular component: membrane. Gene Ontology annotation, biological process: monoatomic ion transmembrane transport. Gene Ontology annotation, molecular function: transmembrane signaling receptor activity; extracellular ligand-gated monoatomic ion channel activity. Lineage: Eukaryota; Metazoa; Chordata; Actinopteri; Synbranchiformes; Synbranchidae.